AUGGGGAAUUCUCUGUCAUCGUGUUUGGAUAUUGUCAAACAGUUAAUUCUGUUUGGAGUGGGUUUUAACUCCACCGCAAGGCAUCCCUACAGGGUCGUUAUAAAGGGUAUUGAAUACACAAUUGACCGUGUUUUGGGGGAGGGUGGGAGUUCCUUUGUCUACGAAGGCCGCGAUAUACGGUCAGGAAACUCAGUCGCUCUUAAGCGAUUUGUAUUGGCCGACCAUCUUCACCAACAGUGUGUUUUGGAGGAAGCCUCUUUGCAUCGUUCCUUAUGCCCUCAUCAUUCCAUUGUCACAUUUUAUGAUUUCGACGUCGUUGAGUGUCCCGAUCAUCUUCUUCCAGAGCUUUGGAUUGUCAUGGAGCUCUGCGAAGACCCUUCUCUUCAGGAUUAUAUCAACAUGCGCAUGAUGGUUAAGCAGUCUCUUUCUGUUCGUGAAGUAUACGAGAUAUGUAACACUGUCGUUCAUAUUAUUGGUCAUUUGCAUAGCCAGUCGCCACCUGUCUCUCAUUGGGAUAUCAAAGCAGAAAACUUGUUGUUUGCAGACUCUCAAAACAUCAAGUUGUGUGACUUUGGUAGUGCAACCAGACUAUAUUAUCAGCCAAAGGAUGCUCAUCAGGUUGCAAUGGCGGAAGCAGAACUGGGGGAGAGGAUGACAUUGCUUUAUCGUUCACCCGAAUCUCUUGAUUUGUGGUCAAAACAGCGGGUAGAUACAAAGUGUGACAUCUGGAGUCUUGGGGUUUUGAUCUACGUGUUGGUGUUUUUUGAAAUGCCUUUUGAAUCAAACGCCAUGGAAAUUAUAGAUGGCACUCCACACAGGUUUCGCCAAGGUGGCGGGAUUACUGUUUCUGAAGAAUUUCGUCCAGUAAUGCAGCUUGUCAUGGAAAAAAUGUUGGUUAGAAAUCCUGAAAUGCGUGGCGAUAUAUUUGAAGUUUCUGAGUGUUUGAGCGCUAUUACUAAUCUCCCCCCCGUUCCUCGCCCGCAGCCAGGCUUUCAGAGCGCCCAAAGACCAAGGUUUGAGUAG
Messenger RNA from Trypanosoma grayi, 1023 nucleotides. Its product is annotated as protein kinase. Gene Ontology annotation, molecular function: protein serine/threonine kinase activity; ATP binding. The transcript has a single exon. The record is from RefSeq and is a predicted model, not a curated record. The coding region runs from base 1 to 1023 and encodes 340 amino acids. Gene Ontology annotation, biological process: protein phosphorylation. Gene Ontology annotation, cellular component: cytoplasm. Lineage: Eukaryota; Euglenozoa; Kinetoplastea; Trypanosomatida; Trypanosomatidae.